This is a messenger RNA of Entelurus aequoreus (snake pipefish), 7289 nucleotides long. RefSeq names its product autophagy related 2B (gene atg2b). Lineage: Eukaryota; Metazoa; Chordata; Actinopteri; Syngnathiformes; Syngnathidae. The record is from RefSeq and is a predicted model, not a curated record. Gene Ontology annotation, cellular component: phagophore assembly site; extrinsic component of membrane. The transcript has 43 exons. The coding region runs from base 409 to 6627 and encodes 2072 amino acids. Gene Ontology annotation, molecular function: phosphatidylinositol-3-phosphate binding. Gene Ontology annotation, biological process: piecemeal microautophagy of the nucleus; reticulophagy; autophagy of mitochondrion.
UUCAAAAGCGCGAUGCAAUUGGUUUGUUUUCUGACUGAAGUUUGGGUAGACGAAUCAGACGGCAUCAUUCAAAAACACUAUAUCUCUCGCUGCUGCUACUCCAACCUAACUACCGUCAACCAUCCGGGGAGUGUGAAGACUCAGGACGUGCGGAGUCAUGAGAGUGUUUGUAAACAACACAUUAUCAAGGUGCAGUAAACAGGAGUCAGACCACUGUCUUCUCAGAUCCUCAUCCUCCAAAAAGUCCCUCAUUGUGGGAUGUGAAGGAUGUCUGAGCUCAUCUUUUUUGACUUGUCAACAGGAUGAAAUAACCGUGCUUAAUUCAUAACCAUUUGACAUUCACAUUUGGGCACAGAGCUAAAAAACAACUUCUUUCUUUAUUUUUGCACUACGCACACUUGAGUCAAGAUGCCUUGGCCAUUUUCAGAGUCAAUUAAAAAGCGGGCAUGCAGGUACCUCUUGCACCGGUACCUUGGCAACUUUCUUCAAGAAAAACUGAGUUUGGAUCAGCUCAGUUUAGAUCUAUAUCAAGGCACGGGAUCACUGGCACAAGUGCCACUGGAUAAAUGGUCUCUAAAUGAGCUCCUAGAGACAGCAGAUGCUCCCUUUGAGAUCAUAGCAGGAUUCAUUCAGACUAUUUCACUAACCGUCCCGUGGGCGGCCUUGCUACAGGAAAACUGCUCUCUCGAGGUCAAAGGUUUGGAAAUGGUGUUUAGACCAAGGCCAAGAAUAGCGUCUGGCACUGAGCCCAUGUACUGGUCCAGCUUCAUGACGAGCAGCAUGCAACUGGCUAAAGAAUGUCUGAGCCAGAAACUCACAGAUGAUAUGGGAGAGAGCUUUCAGCCAUUUGAAGGACUGGAAAAGUUUGCAGAAACUAUAGAAACAGUUCUGAGAAGAGUGAAAGUGACAUUUUUGAAUACAAUGCUGAGGGUUGAACACAUUCCAGAAAAUUCCAAAACUGGAAUUGCUCUUGAGAUUCGGAUCAACAAGAUUUUUUAUUCUGAUGAAACAGGAGAGGAAAGCUCAAGUGUGAAUGUGCAUCAGCCGACCACAUUCGCUCAUAAAAAGCUACAGAUGGAAGGCAUCACCAUAUUUUGGGAUGAAUUCUCAGAUGUUUCUCGAGCUGGUUUUAAAUCUUCACCCCCUCCUACGGAGACUGAGCCAAAACUCUCACCUAGCUGGAAUCCCAAAAUCAUUUACGAGCCUCAUCCACAGUUCACCGAGACAUUGGCCUCUGCUGCGCCCUUUCAACCUGUGCAAGUUGGGAGUCUCUGCGGUAAAAUUGAGCUGUCCCUUACAUUAAAAAACAACCUAGCCAUGCCUGGAGCAAAGCUGGAUGUCGCAGGUCACAUCGAUACACUGCUUAUUCUACUGUCACCGCGCCAAGUUCAUUUACUUCUGGACCUGUUUGGAGCUUUUUCCAGUGAAGGUGCACGAGAAUGGCCCAAGGACAGAAAGAGUCGACCCAUGCAGCAAGAGGAUGAGUACCGACUCCAUAUGGAACUAAACCGCUGUCUGAAGAAGGACACGGCUAUGGCUGGAGCGGAGGCCGACCUCUUUGAGAGCCAGAUCACUCAAACUGUGUCCAGUCGAGAUGAUGUUUUCUUCUCCAUGGCUGCUGACAUGGACAUGUCCCACAGUUUGUCAUCCCUCCCCCCACUGGGAGAACCUCCCACUGUGGAUUUGGACUUGUCGCUCAAUAGCAACUACUCUGCAUCCCCGGUAGAAUCCCCAUCAGGAAACGCAACUGCUUUGUGGGAUGAUUGUAUGGACAUACCACGACAGAGAGAAAAGCAGACCCCUGGACAGUCACGAGAGUCCCAACUCCCUCAAACGUUGUUACGACAAACUUCACAUUCAUCCAAAACCCACGGGGACGAGUCCAGGCCAGAGUUGGUGUUGAGCCUGACACUUGGUAGUCUGGCUGUCUCAGUCCUCCACAUAGACCCUCUGCCACCACCAGAUGGUUCCCCCAGUCCUCGGGGCCCUAUGGCUGCACACUUCUUCAGCAUGGUGGGCCCUGGCCAGCUUGCUCCCACCGCCUUCCUUCAGUCUCGACCAGUCUUUAAUCAGGCCUGUCCUCAAGACCACCUCAGGUUUGUGGGCCAGGGUCUGAAGAUCAUCUACGAACACUGUCAGGGAUCCACCCUGCGGACUUUCAGCACUGAUGUCUCCCUUGACCAAAUGGAGUUGCUGGAGUGUCUAUUCCAGUCAGAGAAUGUCAUUAAUGGCUCUCAGAAAGACAUUCAGUACACUGAGCUUCUGACGUUUACCACUGCAGCCAGGGCCGACACAUCGCUUAGCACAUGCUUUCACCUGCUAUACAAACAGGCCGAGCGCAAAGGCCCCCAGGGUGGCCAGGUGCGCCUUAACACCAUCCCCAGAAAAGCUGAGAUGCAGGUGGAGCUUGGCCACGUGCGCUGCGAGCUCGACAUCAGCAUUGUGGACCGUCUUAACUCUGUACUUCAACCUCAGAAGCUGGCCACCACCGAGAUGAUGGCUUCACAUAUGUACACAUCCUACAGUAAACAUGUCAGCUUGCAUAAGGCCUUUGCAGAGGUUUUUCUGGAUGACAGCCACACCCCGUCUAACUGCCACGUGUCACUGACCGUUAAUACCCCGGUAUUAGGACUGGCAGUCCGCUUUCCCAUUCCCGAUCUGCGCUCAGAUCAGGAAAGGGGUCCUUGGUUCAAAAAGUCUUUGCAGAAAGAAGUAAUGUACCUGGAGCUGGCAGACCUGGAAGUUAAAACAGAAUUCAGAGGUGGCACCACUCCAGAUCAAACUAAGAUGGAGCUCACCUUUAGGGAGCUUAUUGGCAGGUUUCAAGAGGAGCCAGAUCAAGCGCUUACCCGCUUCCUCAGGGUGUCCCACACCAUGGACGGAGACAUUACAACAUCCGAAAGUGUGAAAUUUGAUUGGCCGCGUGUUGUUUUACAAAUGAACCCCACUGCGGUCCACUCAAUCCUUGAGCGUGUGACAGCCGAAGAUGACGAAGGGGCUGAGGACCGCUCACUUGAGGAGGAAGAGGAGGAUGGGGCUGCUCACUCACUAAAGGAUGUGUGUGACUUUGGAAAACCAAAACCAUCGCCCUUUUCUUCCCGACGGGUUAUGUAUGAGAAUGAAGAGAUGGUCAUACCCGGUGAUGUUGCUGAGAUGACAGAAUUCCAAGAGAAAACCACAAACAAUUCACGUUUUGUUCUUGAACUAUGUUUUCCCAAUGUGCAAUUGGCUCUACCCAGCAAAACAUUUUAUGAAAAACUACACAACAGAAUAAACAAUGAUCUUCUAUUGUGGGAGCCUACUGCUCCUUCCCCUGUGGAGACUGUGGAAAGUAUGCCAUAUGGUGUUGGACUGUCUGUGGCCAGUCAGUUGAUUAAUACUUACACUAAAGACAGCUUUAGCCAGUUCCGCUCUACAGGACCUGAGGAGGAUACCAGUGGUUCAGAGGAAGAAAACAUGCACUAUUACUCUCCUUCUUCUGACCGGGGCUUCAGGUCUCGCAAAAAGAAAAGGCCCAAAGCUCAGAGCAAAAGCUCCCAGAGCCUCUUCUCGGUCAUCGUCAGUGUCAAUCAUGGCCUGGUAGCUCUUCAAACGAACGUCAAGAAGGAGGAUAAAACACUACUGAAAAACAAACAUGGAGAAUUCUGGCUCGAGGUGAAAAACGCAGUGCUGUUCAGUGUUACACAGCAUGAGGGCUUUAAAGACCAGCACUAUGUCUGCUUCCACACUACUAAUAGCUCCAUGUAUCACCAAGGUCUUGUAGAUGGAAGCCCUUCCAUAUCAGACAUAAAGCUGCCAUGCAGGUCACAUCCACAUUGGCUGGAACCAACCAUCUAUCAAUCAGAAUCGGCUCCUGAGAGAUCCUCCAAUCCCUCAGAAGGUAUUAGUUUGGAGGCCCGCAGUAUGAUCUCUGUCGCUGUCAAGAUCUCCUCACAGAAUGCCGAGCGCAGUGUUAAGGAAUUCUUGGUUGCUGUCGGAGUGAGAGGAGCAACAGUUCAGCACAGAGUUGUCCCUCAGAACCUGGGCUGGUAUGAUCAGAUGGUUGACUUUUUGAAUGUUUCCGAUGAGCCUGUGUUGGGUUAUGCUCCUCCCACAUCUGUCAGCACCUUACAUCUACAUUUAUGGAGCUGCUCGCUAGACUACAGACCUUUUUACUUACCUCUCAGAUCGCUGCUUGUUGUGGAAACAUUUAGCAUCUCCAGCAGCGUGUCUUUAGACCACUCCUCCUCAACUCUCAGGAUCAUUUUGGAUGAAGCAGCCCUGUUCCUCUCAGACAAGUGUAACGCUGUCUCUGUCAAUUUAGCACGUGACUAUGUCCAAGUGGUAGACAUGGGAACUCUGGAGCUCAGGAUCAUAGCCGUGAAACCUGGCGUGGAUGGAAAAUUGUCCGAACCAAGAUUUGAGCUUCGAUGUUCAAGUGAUGUUAUCCACAUCAGAACAUGUGCUGACUCCUGUGCUGCUCUCAUGAACCUCAUCCAGUACAUAGCCAGCUAUGGUGAUUUGCUUCCUCCUGCAGAACUAGAGGUCAAGCCAAACGGCUCCACACAAAGAACCAAGGCAGAGAUUCCUAGCGGACCUGUUGCUCAAACCCCGUUGCUGGCCGAGACAGAGCAACAGAUGUUGCAGGAUCUGAUGAGCGAAGCGAUGGAGGAGACCGAUGGCCAGCACACAUCAGGGAUUCAACAGAAUGGAGCGCAUGAGGAGAGGAACGAUGAUCACGACCCCCCUCGCUCCGACUUGUUCCUGUUCCCAGAUGAGAGUGGCAAUUCAAACCAGGAUUCAAGCCCUACUUAUCCCAUGCUCCACUCUCCUCUCAUCACUCCUGUCCCAACCCUGGCACAGGAGACCGACGACUUCUGUAUUUUGGAGACGCCCGGCUCGAGGACAGAGGACCUUGAUCAAGAACCAAUAGUAAAGCAGCUCACCACUGAGCCAGUGCAAAUCAGAUACAAUCACUUCAGUCAACCUCUGGACAGGAUUGACUCCAGUCGCGGCACCUUCAAUUUCCCCGUCCCUGAGGUGCGCUACCUAAUUAAGGAGAUUUCUGUCGUGUGGCACCUUUAUGGCGGCAAAGAUUUUGGCAGUCUGACAUUCACAGCUUCUCCCGCAAGGAGCCGAGGUGCUACUCCCCACAGCUCCCCUUCUCAAACUCCGGUUCGACAGUCUAGAGUUUCAGGACGCAAAGGAGGUGGAAAAGGAAGGAACCCUGAUGUCCUGAUGGAGAUCCAACUCAGCAAAGUAAGAUUUCAGCAUGAGGUGUACCCACAAGAUCAGAUGACCUCAAGCUCACCGGCGGACCAGCCAGUGUCACGACAGGUGUUUGUUGUUCAGGACUUGGAGAUCAGAGACAGACUGGCAAGCUCCCAGAUGAACAAGUUCCUCUACCUGUACUCUAGCAAGGAAAUGCCCCGCAAGGCUCAUUCUAACAUGUUAACAGUAAAAGCACUGCAUAUGUGCCCCGAGUCUGGCCAGGCUCCACAGGAGUGCUGCUUGCGUGUUUCCCUGAUGCCUCUCCGCCUCAAUAUUGAUCAGGAUGCACUCUUCUUCCUGAAAGACUUCUUCACAAGUCUUUCUACAGAAGUUGAGUUUUUCUCUCCCCCUACUCAAGAUGUAACAGUGUCCAUGAAGAAAGUGUCCGCUCCAGAGAUCUCAUGCAGCUUCUCCAAGCAUGCUAGCACCAGCCAGGACCCAGCACCCAUCAUCUGUGUGCCCGCUCAGAGACGCAUGAGCCACAAUGGUUUUCCCACGGGUGUACAGGAGGAGGCCAGUGACAGUGACGCCACAACUUCUUUCUCAGAACAGCCCAUCUUUUUUAGGGAGUUCAGAUUUACUUCUGAGGUUCCAAUUCGCUUGGAUUAUCAUGGAAAACAUGUUUCACUGGAGCAGGGAACAUUUUCAGGGAUCAUUAUUGGGUUGACGCAGUUGAAUUGUUCAGAGCUCAAGCUGAGACAGUUGUGCUACAGACAAGGUUUAUUGGGCGUGGAUAAGCUUGUUUCCCAUGCAAUUAAUGAGUGGCUAGCCGACAUAAAGAAAAACCAGCUUCCAGGCCUGCUGGGUGGUGUGGGGCCCAUUCACUCGCUGGUCCAGCUGGUUCAGGGAUUCCGAGACUUGGUGUGGCUCCCGAUUGAGCAGUACAGGAAGGAUGGUCGCAUCGUGCGUGGGUUUCAGCGUGGCACUGCCUCUUUCGGAACUUCCACGGCGAUGGCUGCCCUGGAGCUUACCAACAGGAUGGUGCGGACCAUUCAGGCGGCAGCUGAGACGGCCUAUGACAUGGUGUCUCCGGUGGCAAAUGAGAGAGACAACAAAAGGAUAAAACGGUUUUCCCACUAUGGACUGGCUCAUCAGCCUGUUGACCUGAGAGAAGGCGUAGCCAAAGCCUAUACAGUUGUGAAAGAGGGGAUCACAGACACAGCACUGACCAUCUACGACACGGCCACUCGGGAACAUGAACAACGCGGCAUGACCGGGGCAGUGGGUGGGGUACUUCGUCAGCUGCCGCCAGCUGUGGUCAAGCCUCUCAUUAUGGCCACGGAAGCCACCUCCAACGUCUUGGGUGGUAUGAGGAACCAGAUUCACCCUGAUGCUCGCCAGGAGGAGUCUCAAAAGUGGAGGCAAGGAGAGGAGUAGCAAAGAACUGUCCUGGUGUAAAUAAGGAUCAUUUCAUGGCAAUUCAAGCUCACCUUCUUCCGUCACAGUGCCUUCAUGGUUAAUAACAUUGUCCAACUCGUUUAUUCAAAAAAGGGAAUGAACUGAGAAUGAAGGAUUUUGUUGACUUCUACAAAAGAUACAAUAUAUCAACCUAUAAUCAUUGAGAUGAUGUUUACAAUGUGUAACUCUCUCAUCCUAGUUGGUGUCAGUAAAAAUACCACACUGGAUUAAUAGUACUGUACAUGUACAUAGCCUCAUUUCUACCAUUUCAUGCACAUAUGUAAAGGUGAGUGUUGAAUGUGGAGUUAAAGCACUUUUGAGGAACUUGAAGGGUUACCCAAAGAAAUUACAUUUGGGGCAAGAGUUUUCGUUAUGAUUUUUCAUGGUUAGAUUUCCAACUGUCAGAAUUGUCAAGAUUCCACACAUAGCUGCUUUCAUUUGUAUCAUUUGUUUAAAAAAAAAAUUCAGAUCUAGUGAAAUAUCUUAAAAGUCUUCAGGUUUUGCUUGUUUAUGUUUUAGAUGUAUGAAAGUUUAUAUUUGCAACAUGUGCUGCACUCAUUUGCUUCCUGGUGUAUUUGGAAAUAAUUAUUGUACAUACUUGUACAGGUUAUUCUUGAAUUUGUAUUAAAAGCAUGAAUGGA